AUGGCGCAAGAUGGUAUUCUGACUUCACUUUCAGUGUUCCCUUCUCCUACAGUUCCACUCAAAAGGAGGACAUCACGCAAAUCUGUUACAUUUGCACCCAUUUUGGAUGACAAAGAGAAUGAGAAUUGCGCAGUUUCCGCAGUGAAUGUUCCGGGCUUGGUUCGAUGUAAGCCCAAUCCUGCCGAACGCGCCCAAGUACCUGAUCCAGGGGGGCCACCACAACAAGAUCAAGAUCGUCCUGAACGUCAUGCCCGCGGACAGACUUUUCUUGAUCGCCCUUACUGGCAGCAACAAGUCUGGCAGCGACUUCAAGAAGAAGGUGAUGAUGCAGAUCCAGCAGAAGACGGUCCAGUUCUGUUCAUGAAUUCAUAUUUCAUUUGUCAUGCAACUCACCGUCGACAAGAACAAGGCAGACCCCUGCGUUUUGACACCAAUAUCGACACCUGGGAGAGAGACAUGAGGUUUAUCUGGGAAGACCUAGUGUCCCCAGUUUUGCCGCUUUCGGUGCAUUUGGUUACACCGGAGCCGCCUUUUUCCGUGCGACCAGGAACGGCAGGAACACUGUUGCUGGUGCAAAGUCCUCAUCCUCUUCUCUCUGCGUGCUUGAUUACGACUGUAGAGCCUGCCUUGCCUCGAAUGCACAUCACAGAGGUUGCGCAAUCAUUUGACUUCAUAGUUCCCUUUCGGCACAUCCUAUUUCAUGCUGGAGUUGGGGCACGAUGUGACGACAGACAAGCCCAACGCAUUGGUGACUGUGAAGUACGUGUUGGCCGUCGAGUCCUCCCGCAAGGACAACCAGUUCGACUUCAUGAAGGCAUGGGUUUGAUUGUUGACGUUCCUCCGCCAAUGUCACAGCCAGACUGGGAGGAGCAAGUUCUUGCACAGAUCCCGCCACUGACUCCACAUACAUGGCCAGAUGACACUGAAGAAACGUCACUCCUUGCGCAUUCUGCACGACCGCCUCCGGAGCAUAUUCCAAUCAUGGACAACUCCGACAUUGCGCAGGAUCCAAAUGACUCGCCAGCUCAGCAAGAUUCUGAUAGUUCCUCUUCCAAUGUCUCUUCGCCAUCAAGUUCCAUGACAGAUUGUCCUGAGACAUGGCAAGACACGCUUGUGCUGACCUUACAGGGGCAACCUGUACUGCUGCAACUUCCAUGGCAUGAUCGCCAUACAAUGUUACAGCAGUUACAGAAUGCGCUAGACUCAGACAAUGAUCGAUUGGUCUCCAUCCAUCAUGUUGGCACCAUGCCGGAAGACAUCCAGCAGAUUGCGCAUGAGUGCCUAUUGGUUGAAAUGUCAUCAAGCCCUUCAUGUUCACCAAUCAUGCGACUGAUUUUGGUUGACAUAGAAGUGUAUCCACCUGGAGAACAUCAACCAGUGGUUUUCAGUCGCAAGCCAAUUUGGAUGCCACAGACUGCCAGUCGAUUGACGGUCUUUCGACUCCUUGGCAUUGAAGACCACUAUCAAGAGAAUCCAUUACGUGGACAUCUUUGGUUGAACCACAUUUGGAUUUCACAUGAUGAUGUGAUGCCCUUACAAUUUCUUCAUGGCGAUUUUCUUGCAGCAGUGAUCCAAGAUGCUCAAACUUCUCCAUAUGCACAUGAUGAAGCAGAUGUUGCAUCCCUCUUUCAAGGAGAUCGGCACAGUGAUGUUUCUCUUCCAGGACGCAUUCAUCAAUGUAGUCGUACAAAUGCUGCCCGGGCUCACCAUGCGCCUCACGCUGUGUCAACAUCCACAACUUCAACUCUUGCCUCCUCCACAAGCGACAACAACUGGCUUAUACCAGUAGGCAUGUCUUUCAUGCAACAUGCACAAGCCACUGAUGAUGAAGGACACGCUGAAGUUGAAUGGAUCACGUGGCACAUGUGCCCAUAUGUGCGGCUCCGCAGUGAUGAUGCUCGGCCCAUUCGAUUUGACAUUGAACAGCAUGCUUGGCUUCGUGAUCUGCAACAUCUAUGGCGUGAUCAAUGGAUUCCACAUUUGACUGCUCGCAUUCUAGUCGUUGAUCCCUUUCCGCCAAAGGCUGCGUAUGAGCAUCAUGUUGGUCAUCUUCUGAUUGUACAAGGUGAUCUACCUCAGCACGUGCCAGUCUUGAUCACGACAGUGUUUGAGUCCGCCCUUGGAAGACGUCUCUCUCACCAAGCGUGUUUUCUUUCGCAACACUUCGACCCAGCUCAGCUUUUUCAAAUCAUGCGGCUUGAAGCCAUUUGCCAGAUGCGUAGCUGUCGGAUUGCUCUUGCGGGACAUGAUGUACCCCUUCAAGGUAUCGGACAUGCCACAGCUGGUGACAAUGUCAAAGUUCACGUGACACCGAGUGCUACUGCCGGUGCAUCCUUGAUUCAAACCGCGGCUCUGCACAGACGUGUCAAGCAGGUAUCCAACCAUCCAGAUGCCCUUAUUGAAUCCUCAACAACACCUGAAGAAUGUCAUGAUGCACUUGAAAUGCCUUGGAUUAGCAACAGCGACGAACGGUUUGUCUUUAAUCCAGCCGCCCCAGCCUUCGAGCCUGGGCGAAUCCACUUGGCAGGACAAUCUGAAUUUAUUCAAGAUCUCUACAGCCAGUGGUAUCAAAACGCAUUUGCAUGGGAGGGCGAGGUACCAUCAUGUGUCAUUCUCACAUGGAUGGUCGAUCACACGUGGGAACAACCUCAUGGAUUUCUUCCCCGCCCUGUUCGGCUUCACGAUGAUUAUGACGCAUGGGAAGAUCGCAUCCGCCAGGCCUGGCGAGACCUUCUGCACCCAGAUGCUCCCUAUGAGAUCUCCCUUGUGUUCCCCAAGCCACCCUCUCAUGACAACACGGUGAUUGCGCAUGUGGUCUUAAUUCAACACCCACGUGAGGAUUGGGUCACCAGCGUCGUCACAUGCUUUGACAACAGUGUCACUCCUCAAGCAGUGCAUCAAGAACUUAUUCCUGCACCCACGUACAUCAACAUUGACUUCACCCAGGUGAUUCACAUGCGGACCAAGCUUCUUUUGAUGGAUCUUGGGCCGGUGCAACCACGCGCAAGUGUUGUGAAGUGGCAUUUGUCCACACAAGAAGCGCUCCAACACAUUCCUGAUUGGCAGGGUGAUACACCUUCAGGAUUGUCCUUCUUUACCGAUGGAUCUGCAGCAUGUCUUCAAGAUGAUCGACGUGCAGCUGCGGCAGUGGUAUGUAUCGUUCAUACUGCUCAUGGUGAUCAAUUUGGUGGCUACCGCUGCUAUGACACGAGCAGUAAUGGUUAUGCCCCGCAUGCUGAAGCGGCCGCGAUUUUGACCUCUGUUCUCUGGGCCAUCCAGCUCUGUGAAACAUCAGUGGACUCCUCCGCAUGGCUCAUCCAGUUCCACUUUGAUUGCAUGUUUGCAGGCAUGACAGCCCAAGGUCACUGGUUUGCCAAAGCACAUGAGCAGAUGCAACAUACGACUCGUGCAUUGGUACAAUGGAUGGAAGCCCGCUAUUCAGUUCAGACCCAAUGGGUACACGUACCAGCGCAUCAAGGACAUCCAUGGAAUGAAGCAGCGGAUGCUGCAGCGUGGGCCGCAGUCUCUGCAUGGAUCCCACAGAUGGACUUCCAGGAUCUCAUCCGAUCUCUCCUUGCAGAACAACCUGUCGUUGCAUGGCUAUGGUUGCUUGACAAAGCCGAGCAAGGUCAUCCUGCCUUUCCCAGUAUCCAACAAGGUGUGAUGAAGGUGAAUGCCUCUGCAGCAUUACAUCCGGCACCUCGAGCAGAUGAUCAUCCAUAUGUGACCAAGCCUGAGCGAUGCCAAUUUCCGCUUGAGAAUGUCUCUUUUGAGUUGACCUGCGCAACUGCCAAUGUUCUGACUUUAUAUCAGAGUUGGAGGCGUGCAAUUGUGGGUCAAGGCAAAUGGAAGACCACGAGUGGAGUACUUCAGAUCUCCCAUGCCAAUUUACGCAUUGUUCAUGCCAGCCCUCAGUCCAUGGUGGUCAAGCUUGCGCAUGAUGAGCUUCGACUGGUUUUUCUAGUAGGUCAUGCCCCAAAUUGCUCAACAUUUGAAGCUGCCACGGCCUACUGGACUCAAUUGAGUCAUGCCAUUCCCACUGCAUUGCGCUCCUGGCCAUUGAUCGGUUUUGUGGAUGCGAAUGCUCGUGUAGGCUCGGUUGGCUCCGAGGCCAUUGGCUGUUUUGGACAGGAAACUGAGAAUCUCUCUGGCGAAUGUUUUCAUCAGUGGCUCCAUGACCAAUCAUUGUUUCUGCCACAAACCUUCGAACACCAUCAUCGUGGCGAUCAUGACACUUGGACUCAUAGCACUGGCACCACUGCACGGAUCGAUUAUAUUGCAGUUGAUCAAGCUUUGCGACAAGACGGCAUUCAAACGAGCAUUGCACCAGUUGACUUGACGCUACAUCAAGCUGAUCAUUGCAGUGUGCAAGCUCGUAUUCCUGUUCAAUGCAAGAUUGCCAGACAUGAUCGACCCAAAUUGCCAACCACGUUGCAGCAAGAUGCACCGCCGCACUUGCGAUGGGACUCUGAUGUCCAUACGCAUGCAGCGGCCUUACAAAAAUGGAUGCAAGCGACUCAGCCUCCACGUGACAAAGCUCGCUGCCGAAAGCACCAUUUGCAGGAAUCUACGUGGACCAUGAUCAAAGCCAAACGAUUCCACUGGAAUCGAAUACGCCAACUCAAACGUACCCUUCGUCAAAGCAUCCUCCAUGAGCUCUUUCAAACCUGGAAAUGCAAGAAGGUACAUGAAGAUGUGACACGCCUUCGACCAUGGCUGCGCCUCACCGAUCAAGCCCUUGCUUUGCAUACCUGGCAGCAUCAGCGACUGUGUGUGGCUGUCACCUCUGCAGUUCGGCAUGACGAUCAGCAAUUUUAUGCUGCUCUUGCUGAUGAACAAGGUGCCGUUGCUGCCGAUGAAGGUUUGACUGGCUUAUGGCGCAAGAUCAAACACCUCCUUCCAAAAGGCGUUGCCAGAAAGAAAGCCAACAUACGCUGUAUCGGCCCUCAGCUUGAUGACCUUACAGCACAUUAUUCUCAACUUGAAGCAGGCCAAGAAAUUGCAUAUGAAGAUUUGCUUCGACAAUGUGCCCGUCGCCAAUCUGAUGCACAAGCAGACUUGCCCUUGCAAAUCCAGCUAUCAGACUUGCCGACUCGGGUUGAAGUUGAACAAAUUUGCAAGCUGGCCAAAAGGCGCAAGGCUCCUGGUCUGGAUGGGGUCCAAGCAGAGCAUCUUCAAGCUCUCAUGAGUGCCCAUUCUGACGUGUUUUUUCCGUUGCUCUUCAAAAUGUGGCAUGAGAGGGAUAAUGCUCCUCGACGUGCUUGGCAAACUCUGCACAGCCUCAUGCGCCGUAAGUUGCUUCCAUGGGCAUCGCAAAACCGUAUGGAGACGCAGUUCGGUGGUUUUAGAGGACAACAAACUGUGUUUGCCUCGAUGCUUCUUCGCAGUUAUGCAAAAGUGCUCGAAGCCAAGAAGGUGUCGCUCGCCAUCAUCUUUGUUGAUGUGAAGAAUGCCUUCCAUUGCAUGCUGCGACAACACACUUUCGCAACUUCCAUGCAAUUGCCGGCCAAAUUGCGCCAUAUCCUUGCGGCAGAAGGUUUGGAUCCUGAACAGCUUACGGCCGACAUUGCGCUCCAUGCACGUGCAUUUGAUAGUGCCCCCUCUACCAUUGCACGACUCAUAAAGGAUGCCCACUGUGACACUUGGUUCACAUGCCCAGGGUCUGACAAGUGUUUUGAGACAGCAAGAGGAUCCCGUCCUGGAUCCCCCAUCGCCGAUUUAGCCUACAACAUCAUGACCAGUGCCCUCAUGAAAGAGCUUCAAAUGGUUUUGCAUCAGAUCCCUCUCAUUCAGCAGGCCAAUAGUUUCAUGGAAUGCCUUUUGCCCACCAUUGCAUGGGUUGAUGACAUCGCCUUGCCACUGCCCUGCCUUCAAGCCAAUGACUUGGAUCCACUGAUCUCUGAUGUCAUGCAGCGUGUGCAUCAGAUUUUCCGAAGUUAUGGGCUUCGUUUGAAUUGCGCACCCGGCAAAACCGAAGCUAUUGUGCAAUAUCGGGGUCACGGCGCCCCAGAGCGUCGACAGGCUCGUGUUCUUGAGGAGCUCAGUCGACUGGAAGUUCCUGGCCAUGACCCCUUGCAUGUUGUCACGCAAUACACCCACUUGGGGAUUGUUGUGGCGCAGACUUGUGAUUUGCGUCAAGACUUGAAUGAGAAGAUUGGCAAGGCAUGUGCGGCAUACCGAAGUAUGAGCAAAAGCAUUUUCCUGAACAGACGCCUCACCAUACCGCUUCGACUGAAGCUUCUUGAUGCACUGGUAUUGCCAAUUGUUUUUUACGGCAGUGGAAGUUGGCCGUUAUUGAACGCCCGGCAGUUUCAACAUCUGUCAUCAGUCAUCACGAAAUGGCAAAGGCAAAUUGCAGGAGAUGGAUUUUGGAAAACUACCACCAUCACAGAUGCAGAAUUCCGUGCUCGAUGGCGCAUCCCUCCACUUGCAGUUCGUUUGGCCAAGCACCGGCUGCUCUUUUUGCUUCAGUUGCACCACCAUGGACCACGAAUUGUUUGGGAUGUCAUCACGGCAGAGGAUGCCCUUUGUCGUUCCACUUGGUUUGAUGCAUUGCGGCAUGCUUUUCACUGGUUGGGCACUAUGGUUCCAGAUCUUCCUGUGCAGGAGUGGACAUGCGAAGAAAUCUUGCAAUGGACACAUGAUGCACAUGCAAAGAUGCCUAAUACCAUUAGACGUGCAGUGGCGCGCUACCUCACGCAAGAGCAGACCAUUCAUCAUGUUGCUUCCAUGCACAGAGACAUCAAGCAGAUGUGCCAAGAGCAUGGAGUUUGCUUUGAUGACCCUCCAGCAGCAGCCCAUGAUGGUGUGUUACAUGAUGUUUUUGCUUGCCCCACUUGUUCGAAGCGAUUCUCUACCAUUCAGGGCCUGACAGCUCACCGCUGGAAGCAGCAUGGACACAUUUCAGAAGAGCGCCGAUUUGUGUACAAUGGAGUUUGCGAAGGAUGCCGUAAAUGUUUUUGGACUGCCCAACGUCUUCAGCAGCAUCUUCGCUAUUCCAAAAGGAAACCCAAUGGGUGUUUUUGGUGGGUGUCUCAACAUUUGGAUCCGCUUGAACAACCGGCAUCAGUUGCUAUGCCCGACAUUUUUCGUGGCCAACAUCGACUCCCUUGUGUUGCUGCAGCAGGACCUGAUCCCCAGACGGUUUCCACACGUUGGAGUCGCGCGCAUCAACAUGAUUGGGAAGUCUGGCAAGACGAAUGGCGCAAGCAAGGAUUUCCAGAUGAACUCUCCAGCAGUCUUUGUGAUGCAGUUCAUGAAGCUCUUUCUGCAGCCACCCUGAACUGGUGUCUGGAUCCUGCAUGUGAUCUUACAUGGACGUGGUGCGAGAUCGUGGAAGCGUAUCACCAGGACGCUGCUCUGCAUUCUCAAGCCAUUUGGGCCUUUGCUUUGUGGGGACGAGUAUCCAUGUAUGAUGUCAUUGACCAAAUCGAGGAUGUGGAUCACAAGCUCCAUGUGGAAGAGCAGUAUCUACAAUUGGUCUAUGAAAUGCCCGUUGCUGGCUUGUUGGAUCGCUUGGAGCGUUUGCACCGUGCUACUCCUCCAGCUCCCUCGACCCAGACGAAACCGCCUUCAGCAAAUGAUUAUCGACAACCACAACCUGCCGAGCCCUUUCCUAACGCCUAUGACAACAGUGCUCACCUGCUAGGCCCGGUAAAUGACCCUGAGGUUUGCACAUGGCCGGCUCAGACUGGGGUGCCGAUUUGCGAGCUUCCUGAUGGACGUCGAGCGAUCAUCAUUUUGCACCUUUUUUCAGGCCGCCGCCGAGAAGGAGAUUGCCACGACUGGGCUGCUCAAUUGGUCUCGCAAUACCUGCCAGGAUAUGAGGUCAUGAUGCUCUCCAUCGAUACUGCAGUCGGUGGUGCGCUAUGUGAUCUACUUUCUGGCCCUGGUUUGGACUCCCUUUUGCGCAUCGUGAAGUGUGGUCUCAUCACAGGAUCACUCUCUGGACCACCAUGUGAAACAUGGAGUGCGGCGAGACAUUUGCCUCCACCGCCACAAAUCGUGGCCCGCUGGCCUCGACCUUUGCGGUCGUCCGAACGUGCAUGGGGAUUAGCUUUCCUCACGCACCGAGAAUUGCACCAGUUGGCCACUGGCAGUGCACUGAUGCUUUCAAAUAUCAAGAUCGAGCUCACGGUUGUGCUCAACGGUGGAGCAGCGCUUCUUGAGCAUCCUGAUCUUCCUGAAGAUCCUGCAUUUGCCAGCGUCUGGCGAACACCACUUCAACUUCGCAUUUGUGGUGCAGCUCCAGGACAUCAACGUCUACAUAUCCAGCAAUGGAAAUACGGUGCGGCCGCUGUCAAGCCUACGCUCAUCCGAGCAAUGGGACUGCCACGCUCCGCUACAGGCAAAAGAGAAAGUCACGCCUAA
Cladocopium goreaui is the source of this 8370-nucleotide messenger RNA. The record is from the annotation of a GenBank genome assembly. Lineage: Eukaryota; Dinophyceae; Suessiales; Symbiodiniaceae.